GGGGAGUUUUUGAAGUAAAAAUGGCGGGUCGUGGUAGUCUACGAGCUAACAGAUCGACAAACCUGACUGCCAGUAAACAGGCAAAAACUGUGAAUGAGCCAAAGAUAGCCGGCAGUUCUUCAACAAAAUCUUCCCAAGGAGAAACCAUGCAAGCUGCUUCAAGUCAAUUGACCAACACGCUUUCAACAACCAGACUUAGGCGGAGAGAUUCUUUUGGGCAGGAUAAGAUAAAAGGAGAAAGUGGAUCAAAUCUAACAUCUUCAAUGGAGGAAUUUCGUGAAAAGUUGAAAGGGGGCCGUGUUGUACCAUCUCGAUUUCGAGAAGCGGCAGCCAUGAAAAAGAAAGUAGUCAAUAAGAUUCAUGACCAAAGUUCUGGACCUGAAUUAAAACGACACAAUGCAGAGAAGAAACUCUUUAACCUCCAUUCUACUGGGAUUGAAGAAAGCAUGCUUGUGCCUCCAGACUGGGAUUUGUCAGUUAUGAAAUCUGAAUAUUCCCCAGUUGAAGUCCCAGAAUGUACAGCCACUUUUGAAUCUUCUUUGGUGUCUCCAACCCUGUCUGAGGAUGAUGCUAUAGAAAAAAUGGAUUGCGAUAGCUUGCUGUUUUCUUAUAUGGCCAUUACGAGGGAAAAUAGUUUGAAAGAAUAUCAAGAAAAAGCAGAACGGAACUUGCUGCUACUUGAAGAGGAAAACCAGCGUUUGCGUAGAGAGACGUUUGAAUAUAAACAAGAGUACCUUAUGCGGGAAAAUAAAAAGCAGUUGAAUUCAGUAAUAGAGCAGCAGAUGGAGUGUUUAAAACUGGCAUUGCCAUGUAUCCAGCAGUUCAAAAAUCAGUACAAAUCCUUGGGUCGAGCUCUUGAUGCAACCAGGCACAGCCUUCAAGUGAAGAAUAUACAUAUGUCAGACGAUCCAAGGGAGGACUUGGAAAAUCUAAAAGUUCAUCUUCGGACCACAGAGCAGCUUCUUGAUGUUGGAAUAGAUAAAGAUUAUUCCAAAGCUUUGGCGGAAAAUAAGGAGCUUGCGGAGACUGUUGAAAACACAGAUAAAGAGAUAAAAAGCUUUUCCAGGAAGAUUGAUGAAUUGGCCUCUUCCACCAGCAGAGAGACUGUACUUCACCAAGUAUUAGAUGAACAAGAUUUGGGGAUGGAUGUCUUGGCAUUGGGAAUUUUCAAAUAGGCCACUCCCCUGCAUUCAUUGCAUAUAUGCAACAUGCUAAAUAUCACUCACCUGUUAAUUUUACAAAUGCACGAUGCACAGAAUAAAGAAAUCAUUAAAUAAA
Leucoraja erinaceus (little skate) is the source of this 1278-nucleotide messenger RNA. RefSeq names its product HAUS augmin like complex subunit 8 (gene haus8). The coding region runs from base 21 to 1175 and encodes 384 amino acids. The record is from RefSeq and is a predicted model, not a curated record. The transcript is spliced from 14 exons. Lineage: Eukaryota; Metazoa; Chordata; Chondrichthyes; Rajiformes; Rajidae.